Messenger RNA from Anthonomus grandis grandis, 1824 nucleotides. It is a transcript of the gene Shmt, whose product is annotated as serine hydroxymethyltransferase. The record is from RefSeq and is a predicted model, not a curated record. Bases 200 to 1591 code for a protein of 463 amino acids. The transcript has 9 exons. Gene Ontology annotation, biological process: protein homotetramerization; tetrahydrofolate interconversion; L-serine catabolic process. Gene Ontology annotation, molecular function: cobalt ion binding; mRNA regulatory element binding translation repressor activity; serine binding. Lineage: Eukaryota; Metazoa; Arthropoda; Insecta; Coleoptera; Curculionidae. Gene Ontology annotation, cellular component: nucleus; cytosol; cytoplasm.
AAAGGUUAUCAACAUGUUAUGUUCCAUUACUUUAUAUAAAUUCCACUCGUAUUUUAAUUUACUUUCAAGUUAGUGGUUAAAGCAGGGCGAGAACGAGAGUAGUUAAUUAUUAUCAGUAUUUUGUAUAUUACGGCACUGAUUAGUCGCUCUAGAAAACCUUUUUAAGAGUCAUAGAAUAUCAUUGGGUCAAAUUGCCAAAAUGAGUACCAAGUAUUUACAUGAACCUGUCUGGGACAAUGAUCCGGAACUGUUUGAAAUUAUGAAAAGGGAGAAACAGAGGCAAGUGAAAGGUCUGGAAAUGAUUGCUUCAGAAAAUUUUACCUCUUUAGCUGUAUUGAACUGUUUGGGUUCAUGUUUGACUAACAAGUAUUCUGAAGGAUAUCCUGGCCAUAGGUAUUAUGGUGGCACUCAGUUUAUUGACCAGGUAGAAAACUUGUGCAUAGAAAGAGCCUUAAAGGCAUUUAAUUUAUGUGCAGAUGAGUGGGGUGUAAAUGUGCAACCAUUAUCAGGCUCCCCAGCAAAUUUUGCUGUAUACACUGCUCUUGUUGAGCCCCAUGGAAGAAUUAUGGGUCUAGACCUUCCUGAUGGUGGCCACUUAACCCAUGGCUUUUUUACUGCCACCAAGAAAAUUUCUGCUACAUCUAUCUUCUUUGAAUCUAUGCCUUAUAAGUCAAAUCAAGAAACUGGUUUCUUGGACUAUGAUGCACUCUGGAAGUCAGCCAAACUGUUCAAGCCCAAGUUGAUUAUUGCUGGUGUGAGUUGCUACUCAAGGGCAUUGGACUACAAGAAGUUUAGAGAGAUCUGUGACGAUGUCGGUGCUAUUUUAAUGGCCGACAUGGCACAUAUAUCUGGCCUUGUUGCAGCAGGUGUAACUCCAAGUCCCUUUGAAUAUUCUGACAUAGUAACAACUACAACACAUAAAAGUCUCAGGGGCCCAAGAGCGGGUGUUAUUUUCUUUAGAAAGGGCUUUAAAACGAACGCCAAAGGCGAGAAAAUCCCUUAUGAUUAUGAAAGUAAGAUAAACCAAGCAGUAUUUCCAGGACUUCAAGGUGGACCUCAUGAAAAUGCGAUUGCCGGCGUAGCCACUUGUUUGCGUCAAGUAAUGACGCCCGAGUUCAAAGAAUAUGCGCAGCAAAUCGUUCGAAAUGCCCAAAUUCUUAGUGAUGGUUUACAAGCAAGGGGUUACAAAGUAGUCACGGGAGGCACUGAAGUGCAUAUGUUGCUAGUGGAUUGUAGGUCAGUAGGACUGACAGGAGCGAAGGCCGAAUAUAUUUUGGAAGAAAUCUCCAUUACUUGCAAUAAAAAUACUGUUCCUGGCGAUAAAAGUGCGCUGAAUCCGUCCGGUAUUAGGUUAGGAACACCCGCUCUUACUACGAGGGGUUUAAAAGAAGAGGACAUCUGCCAGGUGGUCGAUUUUAUGGAUAAAGGCAUGAAAUUGGGAAAAACUAUAAGUGAAAAAUCCGGUCCGAAAUUGGUUGAUUUCAAAAAAGCUUGCCAAGAGGGGGCGUUUAAAGAGGAGCUGGACUGUCUCAGGCAAGAAGUGCAUAAGUUCAGUGAAAAAUUCCCGAUGCCUGGAUUCGAGUGUUAUUAAAAAAUGUUUGAGUGCAUGUUAGUUUUAUGUCCGCGUAUUAACUUGAAAAAUGGUAGUGUUUUAUGCCGUUUCUUUUCGAAUCUCUAUGAGAGGUCUAUUUAUCCUUUUUAUACCAAUCCUUUACAAAUAAUGCAUUUUUUUGUUUAUAUUUUUUUGGAUGUAAUAUUGUUUUGUUGAAAGUAGCAGUGUGCAACAUUUUUUGUAUUAAUGCAAUAUACAAAAUCAAUAGUUAA